GUGCCACCACCACCACCACCACAUCCUCCUCCCUCCCCUCCGCUCUCCACACCGCCCCUUCCCCUCCCUCCCUCCCCGAAGGAAACAUGACUCUCUACUCGAGGCGCAUUCACACGACCCGGGAGGCUCUCUCUCCACUCCAGUGUCUCGCUGGGAGCCUCUCUGUGAGCUGCCUCAAUCCAAGACUUAGCACUUCACAAUAGAGAGAGAGACACACACACACACGCAUACACGUUGACACACAGACACACGCAAGUCACACUUUUGAUUCAGCUGAAAGUGGCGUCGCGAGUGCUGUGUUUGGUUCCACUUCUGGCCGGUGCGAGCCACGCUGAGCGAGAGAGGAGGAGUCCGCGGGCUGACACUCUCACAGUCUCCGGCUCUCGCUCGCUUGCUCCUGCUGCUGUUGCUCUACGACGUGGAGAGAGCAGCAGAGGACGCACGUGGAGUGCAAGAGAGCGAGACGGAGGGAGAUCGUUAUCGGGAGUGGUGAGAAGUCUGCUCUGCCCAUCGCGGCUUCUGCUGGGCAAUAUGGGUCCACACGUUCUUCGCGUCCUGGGAUUACUAGUGUUGCCGCUGGCGCUGGGUGCCGCAUGCAACACCACGGGUUUGAUGAUCGCCAUGGACGAGUUCUGCCUCCCCCAGUUCGAGUUCGAGCUGCGCAACUUGAGUAGCUUCGAGCGCUGCAACUGGUCUCUGAUAUACAGCCACUACGAGUCCCUGUCGCACUGCACCCAGAAGGCCGCUUCGUGGCAGCAUUGCUUCUGGCCCAAUCAAGAGGUGGACAGCUUCUUCGUGGAAGUCCACCGCCAGCAGCUGUCGGGCUGCGUGACGGAGUCGAGCUCCCUGCGCGACCCGCCCGAGGAGAUCCUCGCGCUCUUCAUCUCGGUGCCCAUGGUCCUCACCACGGUGGCCGCUGGCCUCGUCGUGUGGUGCAGCAAGCGCAGCGAGGGCGGUGACUGAGGAGCGGGAGGAUGAUGGGGUGGAGGAGCAGGAGGAGAUGCUGCUGCUGCUGGGGAUGGGGUUGUGAGUGGGACAGGAGGUGCGCUCAGCACGCGAGAGAUGAAGAGAGGGGAUGGGAUGGCCGGGGUGGGAGGGAGGUCGUGGUUUGCUGUGAGGCGACCCUGGGUUGGACACCGGUUGCGGGAAGACAUCACAGCAUUGGGAACUUUUCUGCGGAAGUUCCACGUUGGACUAACUCGUGUCCUUCUCCACUGCUCACUACAAUGCUGAUGCUGAGUAAUGCGUUGUUUUUUUUCAUGAUUAUGAUCACGACAGUGACGGUGAUGAUGCUGAUGAUGAUACAUUCUGGGGGCCAGACCGGGAUCAUAGUGAGCCUUACUCGUCAAGGCCCUUUAUAUAUCAACGGCUGCGAUCGGCAAUGACCUACGGACUCAGGGGGCUGCACCCCCCCCCCUCCCCCAGUGGAGUUCACGUGGCACGUGGGGAAGAGGGCAAGGAAGAUGAACAAGCGGUCCGGGACUGUUCGAGUCUUGUGACCAAAGUGGACUGUUGCCACGGUCGAAUGGAUGCUUCCGCUUCUUACAACUGUUCGGACGAAACAUUUUUUUUCUAUAAAUUGCGACAGGAAGUAUUGCAAAGAUGUUGUGGAUGGAAACGGUGAAGUGGUGAUGGUUUAUUUUUUGCUUUAAAAAAAAGAAUGACGAUGAUGGGGGCGAGAGUGAAUGUAAUCAUGAAAGAGUGUUUUGUUAUUUUACGUGCCAUACUUUGAUGGGGAAGCCACGUUUCAAAUUAACUUAUACAAAGACAACAAGGAUCAUGGGAUUCUGGAACACCGCUAACUCAUGUGGAGCGUUGCGGUGGCGAGAUGUUAACUACCUUGCCUGGUAUACAGGAGGUCGGUCGUAGGUUCGAUCCCAACCUUGACGCCUGUAUAUUUGGAGUUUGCGUGUUCUCCCCGUGGAUGUGUGCAUUUUUCUGUAGGUCCUCCGGCUUCCCCACCCACAUAUGUUAUUGUAACUCUCUGACCAGUCCCUACUGGACAUAAUGUUAAACAGAGCUCCAUAGCUCAUAGAAUUAUCCAGUAUAAAUAAAUACAAAUUCUGAUUCUGAAACAUGCGUUUAGAGUAAUUGGCUGCUAUAAAGUUACACGUGUUAAGUCACUUCGUUGAGCUAUCGUUUGUGAUUGCCAAGUCGCUUCGGAAAGAGAGCUAUACAGCUCAGUGGGCCUUACCCGGUAAAAUAAAAAUAAAAAUUUAGUUUUAGAGUCGUGCCUUCCUGACUUGCCGUGAGUGGCCGCAGUGCACUCACGCGUGCGUCCAUCAUUCGCCCUCGAAGCCGCAAUCCCCAGACGGACACGUGCGCGGUGGCGUUCACCGCGAGACGCCGCCGGAGAGAAGUCGGAGCGAGUGGACACGCCAACGGGAGCCGCCACCGCCACGCGCCGUGCGCUGUGUCAACGACGCUGGCUCGAUCGUGACUUUAAGUGCCGCGUGCCGGACCACAUGCGCUCACUACAAGCGCGUUCUCGCCGUGCUCCGACGAACGAAUGAAUGCCAAAGAGACGUUUUAUAAUGCAGCUCUUUAGCCCACACAUUUUAGCGUUUUAUUUCACCCCCCCCCCCACCCCCAACCAAUUUCAUUCCAAUUUUGACCGCCGGUGUCAUGGGACGAAACAUUAUUUCAUUCGGAAUUCUCUCCCCUUCUCCACCGUGGGUUAGAGAACAGCCCACGGAGGGUGGUAUCGUAGAUCAACUUCUGAGAUUCAUGCCAGUGGUUUAUCGUCCACACUUGGGGCGCUGUACUUUCCCAUUGUGUCCUUGUACGUUUAUGUACAGUAUGUGCACCGUAUGUUGAACUUCUUUCGCACCGUACUUACUAAUCAGAGAUGCGGGGCAAGGGUAACAAACUAAACAAACUAAGCACAAAAAGCGGUUAUAAAAAAAUGAGUGUUCUUUUGCCGUCGAGAUGAUUGCCACGUGGAAAUCAGAACUGGAUUUUCUUUUUGGCAUAUUCAAUGGAAAAAGAGAUUUGAUAUUACGUUUUUAAAAAAAACCUUGUCUUUUAUUUUUAGUCGAGCCGUUGACUGCGACCACUUUCACCUGAGAACCAGGUUUCACAUGAGAACGAGGUUUCACUUGAGAACCAGGUUUCACUUUAGAACCAGGUUUCACCUGAGGAUCAGGUUUCACUUUAGAACCAGGUUUCACUUUAGAACCAGGUUUCACCUGAGGACCAGGUUUCACUUUAGAACCAGGUUUCACCUGAGAACCAGGUUUCACUUUAAAACCAGGUUUCACCUGAGGACCAGGUUUCACUUUAGAACCAGGUUUCACUUUAGAACCAGGUUUCACUUGAGAACCAGGUUUCACCUGAGGACCAGGUUUCACCUGAGGACCAGGUUUCACUUGAGAACCAGGUUUCACUUGAGAACCAGGUUUCACCUGAGGACCAGGUUUCACUUGAGAACCAGGAUUCACUUAAGAACUAGAUUUCCUCGCAGUCGGCUGAACCCAGAAGUUAUCAGCAGUGCCAGUGCAGUGAUUUAUCGCCUGAGCCACCCAGCCACUUCUGUAAUAAUUACAUUCAUAAAAUCAAUAAAGAUCAAUAAAUAUUAGCGUGAAUUACUUAAGCAAAUGAGAAUCCAUCGACACGUGUUGCCUUAUCUCGUUGCUCAGGAUAAUCCGGAUGGCUCGUUUAAGUCGUUGGAGGUGAUUUAGCACUUUUUUGCGAUUUGGAACCGUAAGAACCGACACACAAUGAGCCCGCACUUAGAAUGACCAUGUCACGGAGUCUUUAAGAGCAUCCACUUGACGGCAAAAAUGGAGCACUUUGGUAAUUCCUCGUUAGGAAUCCACGGGCGGCUGUGGGAAUCGAGCCAUUGAUUGGCUCCGUACAAAUUGGCUCGUUGCUACGGUCCAUCCCAUCUGCUCAUUACGGUCGAAUAACGAGGGUUGAAUGGAUCCCGUUGGCUUUGGGGUGAUAGCUCUUGCCAAUCAACACGGGGCCUGCAACGUGUCAACAAUGUUGGGUCUUGAGGCUAAGCACUAUUAACUAGGGAACAUUCAGGGCCACGUAACCCUUAAGGGUGAGCAGGAGAGGUCCUUGUUGUGAGCACGAAAUAUUCUCGCCAAGGAUGCAUAUGUAUCUGCUUAAGUAUGAGAUGGAGAGGCCUUUGAGAAAAGGAGGCAUUAAUAAUACAAUGAUUACUGGCAGAUGUUUAUCAAUCUGCUGCUGUUUGGGCAGUGUGGAUUGGUUUGGUGGGAGGGGUAGGGGGGUUGGUGGGGAGAGUGGUGGGGAGAGUGGUGGGUAAGAAUCUGGUUAGAUAAAUCUGAAGAAUCUGUUUAGAUUUGCCACUGACAUUAGCCGUGGCCAGGAAUCUAACUCAGGUUGCCGAGUUGGUUGAUAGCGCAGUGCGCUAACCACUGCAUAACCCUUCCCUCUCCACCCUGAGCAGGAAUUGUGGAUGUGAGAAUUGAUUCCGAAUGUUGUUGUGAUUUUAUGGAUUGUUACGAUUCGGGAUCGCGAUUCGAUUCUCAACAUUAAUUGUUAUUUUGCCGUCUUGUACCGUCACGCUUCUAUUGUUUAUCGGCUGCUCCGAUUGUCUAAAUGUAACGUUUGAGUACAGUUUCGUACGCAUCGUAAAUAAUGGAUUGUAACAUGCACACGACGAUGCGAGUGUCGUGUGAGUUUUAGGAAUGGAUUUUAAUCAUCAGAUCGUUAUGUGCCUGCGAGUAAUGCUGCUUGUUGAUGAUGAUUCAAGGCUUUUUUCUGUUGCUGAUGAACAGAUAAUGCGAUUGAGGGAAGUGGCACGGUGUUUUGGAAAGGCCACAUCUGUCCUCUGGCACAGUGUAGGCUGCGCUGUAAUCUCCAGCAAGGGAAGGAGCAGCAGCUGUGAAAGCUUUUUGCAGAUGUAGGUAGCUUUGCGGAGGAGGGGGUGGGGGGACGUGGAAAAUAGGAACAAAUCCUGAGAUAAACAUAUCACCAGUUCCACCACCACUACUGCCACCACUACCACCACCACCAGCACUGUCUCCACAACAACGAUUGAAACCAUCACCGCCACAGCUAUAGCCAUCUCCAUUAUCACCACCACCAUCAUCAUCAACGCCGCCACUGUAAUUACUGCUACCAUCACCACCACCACCACUAUCUCCAAAAUUAUUGUCACCAAAAUCUUUACCACGAGUCAGCAUUUGUCACCACGACCAACGCAGUCAUCACCACUGUCGCAAUCACCACCACCACCGCCACCAUCACCACUCCGAACAAUUAGCAGGAUUGGGGCUGGACCCCGGCGGGGCAACAGUAGUCGUCCACAAGAAAACAACGAUCAGAAAUGCAUCGUUUAACCCCCCCCCCCCCGCCUUCUAAAAAGAUGCAUUCAUAUAAUGGAUGCACUAGUGGUGAUGAUAUGUACGGCUUACAAAGCGUUCGCGAAUAUGAAGCGUUUUCACCGUCAAUUUUCGGUACAGCUGUGGUACACAAAGAGACAACUGAAUUGUGGACAUUCACCCCACCACCACCACCACCAGCCGUCCGGCAAUUGACAGUCGGACGAUGCAGAUCAAAAGUAAUGGAGGUGCUGGUCUACCGAUCUUUACGUUAACCUCAGGUUCUGUUACGUCUCGAGAGUCAGUCGCGCUCUCAUUGAUCGCGUCCCCCAAACAACCUCGUGGCACGUUCUGCCGUCGUCUGAAUCGGAAGGGUUCUGGGAGUCCCGUGUUGUCGGGCGGUUGUGGUGGAGUCCCGUCCACGAUGAAGUGAGCUCUCUUUUUGUGCCGCAAGCUGUUACGAAAGUCCACAAGUUAAAAAAAAAAAACAGAAUAAAGUGUAGCCGUGAAACCUUGAAAUCAAGAUCGAAUAUGAAACUAUUAUAAUGCCCUGCCCGUUGUAGGACAGCAGCCAGGCAUUUGGUAAUUAUUAAAAUACGCGAGCGAAAAAGCCAAAUAAAAAAAACAUGUAAACGAA
Messenger RNA from Petromyzon marinus (sea lamprey), 5931 nucleotides. RefSeq names its product receptor activity-modifying protein 1-like. Gene Ontology annotation, molecular function: coreceptor activity. The record is from RefSeq and is a predicted model, not a curated record. NCBI's taxonomy places the organism in Eukaryota, Metazoa, Chordata, Hyperoartia, Petromyzontiformes, Petromyzontidae. Gene Ontology annotation, biological process: regulation of G protein-coupled receptor signaling pathway; protein localization to plasma membrane; receptor internalization. Gene Ontology annotation, cellular component: cell surface; membrane; signaling receptor complex.